This is a messenger RNA of Ctenopharyngodon idella (grass carp), 1022 nucleotides long. It is a transcript of the gene c8h22orf39, whose product is annotated as chromosome 8 C22orf39 homolog. The transcript has 3 exons. The record is from RefSeq and is a predicted model, not a curated record. Lineage: Eukaryota; Metazoa; Chordata; Actinopteri; Cypriniformes; Xenocyprididae. Bases 127 to 453 code for a protein of 108 amino acids.
GAUAAAAUGUUUAUUUAAUAAAAUAUUUAAUUUUAAGGCUAAUAUCAGUUUAUGUCACAUCGUCAACAGAUGGCAGUGGAGAACUAAAUCGCUGACAAAAGUCACCAAAGAAGAAGAGCGCGCAGUAUGGCAGGGUCACACUCACUGUGGAGGCCACCACGUUCCUGUGACGUCUACUGGAGUGAAUUCAAGCACUGCAAGAGUUUAUUCAACAGAUUUCAUGAAUACUACACCUACGGCAAAUCACCAGACUGCCAGCAGUGGAAACAAGACUAUUACACCUGCAAAGAGUGGGAAAAAAACCACAGCACACAAGCCAAGGAGUCCCUCCAGGAGAGCGAGAGGAAACGGGUCGCCGAGCAGAGGAAGUUUACUCCGGUCUGGGAGCUUCGGAAAACCCCUCCGGCUGACUGGCAUCUCCCUCUCAACCAGGACAAACCACAGGACUCUUAAACACAUUCACACACGCCGCGCACUGAUGCAGAUCAUACGGGACUGUUUAUGAUGCAAGAACCAAGUAUGGACUUCCGGCUGGGAAUCUCCUCACACUACCUCUCCUGGACCGACGCGUGUCUGUUCUGUUGUAGAUCUGAUUUUCCCAGUGCUCACUGGGAAAUGCAAAGCAGCGUAAAAAGUCUUGAUCAAGUUAGUGCAACACUUAAAUAUGGAAUUAAUAAAAUGAAAGAAUCAAUGUAGCACAAAAAUAUUAGAUAAUGUCCUACAUGUUUUGAUUAUUUGAACUCUUAUCUGUAAUUAAAAAAAAACGGGCUUUAUAUCCCAAUUUAUUAUGAACUCUUUCAGUCCAAAAGCCAUAAUUUUGCAGUUUAAAGUAUUUUAAUUCUAUACUUGUGUUUAUGAAUGAAGACAUGAAAUGUUUUUACAAGAGUUUGUUUCACUGUAGACCUGAAAUGAAUUUGUAAAUAGAUAAUUAUGUAUCUGUGUUCUGUGACACUGACCACAUCAAAAUCACUGGCCUAAAGCUAAAUAUCCCAAUAAAGGUAUAAAUAAUGAUUUAAAGACCA